Messenger RNA from Sebastes umbrosus (honeycomb rockfish), 699 nucleotides. Its product is annotated as olfactory receptor 11A1-like. Gene Ontology annotation, molecular function: G protein-coupled receptor activity; olfactory receptor activity. Lineage: Eukaryota; Metazoa; Chordata; Actinopteri; Perciformes; Sebastidae. The coding region runs from base 1 to 699 and encodes 232 amino acids. Gene Ontology annotation, cellular component: membrane. Gene Ontology annotation, biological process: G protein-coupled receptor signaling pathway. The transcript has a single exon. The record is from RefSeq and is a predicted model, not a curated record.
AUGAUGAUGAUGAACUCUACUCAGGUUUCAUAUUUCUCACUAACUGCCUACUUUGACACCGGGCUGUUUAAAUAUCUCUACUUCAUUAUUAUCAUGUGUUUGUAUGUGUUGAUCAUUAGUGCCAAUGUGUUGCUCAUCGUGGUUAUCUGUAGUAACAGAAGCUUACAUGAACCUAUGUACCUUUUCCUGUGCAGCCUGUUUGUAAAUGAACUGUAUGGUAGUACAGGGUUGUUUCCAUUCCUUCUGGUUCAGAUCCUCUCUGACAUUCACACUGUUGCUGCUCCGCUCUGCUUCCUGCAGAUCUUCUGUCUGUACUCAUACGGCGGCGUUGAGUUUCUGACGUUAGCCGUCAUGUCUUACGACCGCUACCUGGCCAUCUGUUAUCCUCUGCAGUACAACACACGUAUGACUCAUACUAAGGUCACGGUUCUGACGGCUCUGAUCUGGUUCUACCCGUUAGUGGUGAACACGUACAUCGUAUCGGGUCUGACGGUUCCUCUUCGGCUGUGUGGGAACGUCAUCAACAAAGUCUACUGUGAUAACUACUACGUGGUUAAACUGGCCUGCUCCGACACCUCCGUCAACAACAUCUUUGGACUCGCUCACAUGUUCACCGUCAUCUUUGCUCUGAUCAUAUUGAUCCUGUUCUCCUACAUGAGGAUCCUCAGAGAGGAGAGGUAUAUACAUGUAUAUGCAUAA